CAAGAGUUCACCCCCGGAAGAGAUAUUUAGAGGUACAUUCUUGAAGCUGCUAGCGGAAGAUAAACAGAAACACUGUUCAACAUGGCAGAGACCCACAGCCUGCAGGACAUGAGGCAACAGGCAGCCGUCGCUGCCAAAGUCUUCCUCCAGAGAGAUUACACGAUCGGCACCGUGUGCCAGUUCCAAACCAAGUUCCCCUCUGAGCUGGAGACCAGGAUUGACAAACAACAGUUUGAGGAGACUGUGCGGACGCUCAAUAACCUGUAUGCUGAAGCUGAGAAGCUGGGAAGUCAGUCAUAUAUCGAAGGCUGUCUGGCCUGCCUCACAGCGUAUACCGUCUUCCUGUGUAUGGAGACUCACUAUGAGAAGGUUUUGAAGAAGAUUGCAAAGUACAUUCAGGAGCAGAAUGACAAGAUAUAUGCGCCACGAGGCCUCCUGCUCACAGACCCCAUCGAGAGAGGCCUGCGAGUUAUUGAGGUCACCAUCUUUGAAGACAGAAGCCUGACGAGAUAAAAGCUGCCACGCUGCUGUUUGGCUGAGCGGAGCAGCCCACUACCAGUGCCCACCUCCCAGAGGACCACCCAGUCCUGUACCCUGAAAACUGCGUCUCUACAAUCUGUCCCUUCCCACGAGCUGUCAUGGGCAUGUCCCAUUCAGAGUAUGCUUUAUGACCAAGUUUAAAAAAGGUACCUGACAGUUAUUCAUAUUUUAUUUUAUCAUGAUUUGAGAUAUCUCUGUCUCUAUCUAAUAGUUUAGAGUUACAGUCUGUUAUAUUAAGUUGGACAAAGGUAAAGAAUGUGAAAUACUGAUAGACUCACUCCCUAAAGCAUCCCUGAAGCCAUGAGUAAUUAACCCCAUGUUCAUUUUGGACUACAUCUAUUAGUACAUGUGGAAAUAUCAACUUUUACAUAUUUCUUUCAUUUUGGAUUGUUCUUUUAUAUUUUUGAAUAAUGAAGCCAAAACACAGGGUAACUUAUUUUAAUGAUGGUUUGUACAACUCCCCCACUCCCAUGCUUUAAGUGAUUGUCUUUGCAGAUCUGAGGAAAUCUAUUACACAAAUAGUUGUGAACUCUGGUUAUAUGCAUGUGCAGCAUGUCACAGUCCAUUUGCGCUUAUGCUUAUUGAUGUAUCUUUUCUCCAAGGGUGCUUAACAGUGAUAUCACCUAUCCUGCAUGUGUCUUUUUAUGGGCUUUGACCUUGAAUUUAUCUGUGGGCUAAACUGUGUCAGGCUCCAAACAUUCAAGUUAAACAAACACAAACUUGAGUAUCUAUAUACAUCUUUCUUAUCUAUGUGUUGAUUAUUCUGUCGCUCAAAGCCAAACCCUUUGCUUCCUCUGCAUUUUGUAUGUACCAUAGUUAAUACUUCUUUCCGACUCUCUGUUAUUUUUAUUUAAACUGUGCCAUGCAUAGUGUUUGGUGACUACUGUUGAUUUUUGACUCAUUCACUCUAAUAAGCAUAUAUGUAUUUAUACAUUAUUGUUGUUGCCUAUGACUAUAUUAAAAGUGCUCUUGUUAGUUGACAGUGCCUGUAAUGGCUUUGAAUGUGGCCUUUGUGUCAAUCUGAAGGCCUGGUCACAUCAGGAUUUUACAGAAAUGUCUGAUAUAUUCCAGUGGCAUCCAUGUGAUUCAUAAAAGAUAAGCACAAAUGUUUUGUAUUAUGUUCAACAUUGGUAAAAAACUAUUUGCGCACAAAUUUGUACUGUUGACAAAUUGAUCUCGACACUUUGAAGGAAAUGAGAGGCGAAGACUCCAAAGUGGAGGAAGCUGUACUAGCUUAUUAGCUUAAUGUGAACCUUUGCCAACGUCCUCUUUUGGAGAAAGAACUACUACUCCCAUGAAAACAAAAAAGUUUGCAAACAGAGAGUCAAUGGUACAAAUAUAUUAUUUGUCAUAAAAUUGUAUUGCUAUUAGCUACCUAGCAAAGCUAAAGGAGCAAACAAGUGUGCUAUAUGAAUGUAGCUCUUAAUGAUUUAUUUUUCAUCUAAACUCUAGAGCUAUAUACUUUGCUACGCCAUGCUGAGGUUUUUUCUCUUCAACACUCUCUGGUGUGACCAGGUCUCAACAGUAAGAAAAUUUCAGCUCUGGACUUUUCUCUUGUUGCUAACAAGCAACAGAAUUCCAGGAUUAGGAUUAUUGUGUGUCUGUAACUUGAGCAGAAGAAUUGGUAUCUGUGAAACCUCAAGGUUUAAUAUACUGUCUUACUUACGGCCGGAAAUGUUUCGAUGACAUCUGGUGAACGUGGUGGACAGGAACUCAUUUUAAUUACGAUGUAACAACAUGUUCAAGUAUUUUUUUUAUUGCCAUAGCUAAAGGAUGAACACUGACUUACUGUUAUGUAAAUACAGUGUCAGCUCAUACUUAAUUCAUCUGGAGUUCAGUUAAUCGAACUGUUCUAGGUUCUUUUUUUCACUUGAAAUUUCAAUGUGUUAUUAAUCCAGUUGUAUGUUCAUGAAUAAAAUUGGUCCAUAUUUUA
This is a messenger RNA of Pleuronectes platessa (European plaice), 2473 nucleotides long. Its product is annotated as golgin subfamily A member 7. The coding region runs from base 82 to 513 and encodes 143 amino acids. The record is from RefSeq and is a predicted model, not a curated record. NCBI's taxonomy places the organism in Eukaryota, Metazoa, Chordata, Actinopteri, Pleuronectiformes, Pleuronectidae. Gene Ontology annotation, biological process: Golgi to plasma membrane protein transport; peptidyl-L-cysteine S-palmitoylation; protein targeting to membrane. Gene Ontology annotation, cellular component: Golgi stack; palmitoyltransferase complex. The transcript is spliced from 6 exons.